UCUAAGGCCUUUUUUGUUUUGUUUUUUUGUUUUUUUUUUUCCCCCAUAGGUGCCAGUGAAAGUGUGGGGCAACAUAUGCUUGAAGCAUGCAACAAUAAUCUAGAAAUGGCUGUCACUAUGUUUCUGGAUGGUGGAGGCAUAGCAGAGGAGCCCAGCACCAGUUCAGCGGCAGUAUCAAAUGUUCGACCGCACACUGAGGAGGAAGUACGAGCACCAAUUCCACAAAAGCAGGAAAUUUUGGUAGAGCCAGAACCCUUGUUUGGAGUUCCUAAACGACGCAGACCUGCUCGGUCAAUAUUCGAUGGUUUUCGAGAUUUUCAAACAGAAACCAUUCGACAGGAACAGGAAUUGCGGAAUGGAGGUGCAAUCGAUAAGAAACUCACUACUCUCGCAGACCUCUUCAGGCCUCCCAUCGAUCUAAUGCACAAAGGCAGCUUUGAAACGGCCAAAGAGUGUGGUCAGAUGCAGAAUAAAUGGCUCAUGAUUAACAUCCAGAAUGUGCAGGACUUCGCAUGUCAGUGUCUCAACCGUGAUGUCUGGAGCAAUGAGGCUGUGAAGAACAUUAUCCGUGAGCAUUUCAUUUUUUGGCAGGUAUACCAUGACAGUGAGGAAGGACAAAGAUACAUACAAUUUUACAAACUGGCAGAUUUUCCUUAUGUUUCCAUUCUGGACCCAAGAACAGGCCAGAAAUUAGUCGAGUGGCACCAACUGGAUGUAACUUCUUUCUUGGACCAAGUGACUGGUUUCCUGGGUGAGCAUGGGCAACUGGAUGGACAUUCUACCAGCCCUCCCCAAAAAUGCACCAAACAGGAGAGCCUCAUUGAUGCUAGUGAGGAUAGCCAGAUGGAAGCUGCCAUCAGGGCCUCCCUGCAGGAGACACAUUUUGAUUCCUCCCAGGUCAAACAGGACAGCCGAUCAGAUGAGGAGUCUGAAUCGGAGCUUUUUUCUGGAAGUGAGGAAUUUAUUUCUGUUUGUGGCUCUGAUGAGGAAGAGGAGUCGGAGAACCCUGCCAAGUCUAGGAAGUCUCCGCACAAAGAUGUGGGGUACAGGAAAGAGGAGAGCCGGAGGCCUCUGCCUGAGCCCCCCGCGAGGACUGAGCCUGGAACAACAUCAAACCAUCGCGUGGUAUCCUGCGUCGAAGCUGAGCUAGUGGAGGAAUCGGCUGCCAAGCCUGGCAGUGCAGGGGAGGGAUUGGAUAUGAACGGACCAAAAGCACAGCUGAUGCUAAGGUAUCCAGAUGGAAAGAGGGAACAAAUUUCAUUACCUGAACAAGCUAAACUUCUGGCUCUCGUGAAGCACGUCCAGUCUAAAGGCUACCCUAAUGAACGUUUUGAACUUCUCACCAACUUCCCUCGAAGGAAGCUUUCUCAUCUGGACUAUGACAUCACAUUGCAAGAGGCUGGCUUGUGUCCGCAAGAGACCGUCUUUGUGCAGGAAAGGAAUUAGCACCAUGGCCUGAGCUCUCCAAGCCUCCUUCCCACCUCCUCUUUGCCUGUGACUCCAACUCCUGAAGUAUGUAGCUGGUCUCAUGGGAUUGCUGAGCUGAUAUCGGGCAGACAGACAUUUG
Molecule: messenger RNA, 1567 nt
Organism: Pelodiscus sinensis (Chinese soft-shelled turtle)
Lineage: Eukaryota; Metazoa; Chordata; Testudines; Trionychidae
Source: RefSeq, a predicted model, not a curated record